Messenger RNA from Blepharisma stoltei, 1150 nucleotides. The record is from the annotation of a GenBank genome assembly. NCBI's taxonomy places the organism in Eukaryota, Ciliophora, Heterotrichea, Heterotrichida, Blepharismidae.
AUGGGAAAUUGUGUAGGAAACUCUUCAAGAAGGAGAAGUUUAGACCAUAGCUCCAAUAGCAGUCGAGCAAGAAAUCAAAAUUCUUUACCCCAAAACACCAUAGUUGUAAUAAGUGAACAACAGAACUCAGCGCAGCCACGAGCAAACAGAGCCCAACUACAAAAUUCUCCAGAAGCAAACCAAGUCCAAAUAGACUCAACAAUUUACAAAGCAACUGCCAAACUUGAAAACUACCCUGAAAACCCUUCUAUUUAUUUUCUGGAUUUUCUCUUUUCCACAAGGCGAAAUUGCAGGAUCACAAUUUAUUAUUUUGCUAAAGAUAUUUUUGACCCAAUUCAAAAUACUCCCCCCUCCGUGAAUGAACAAAAAAAUUUUGUUCACUCAAGAAGGAGGUUGAUAUUUUUUUAAAAAAAUUGAUAUAUAAAUUUAUAGAAAUUUUUUUUUUUCGAAAUUUAUUAAUUUAAUUUAUAAAAUUUAUGUUUUAAAACGCAGUUUGAUUAAAAUUAAACAGAAUUUGCUUGAUAUUUCAUUAUAAUAAUUUAUAUAUCAAUUUUUUUUCUAUAAAAAUUUUUGUUCACUCAGGAGGGUGGGUUUUUUUGGCAAAAAAUAGGGAUUUCUCUAAUGGUUUUGUUCACUCACGGAUGGGGGGAGUUACUAUUUUUAUGUUGAUCCAGAAAAAUAUCCACCUCCAGAAAGCCAUUAUUUUGAGCCAGGAGAUAGACAGCAUUUUUCUCACUUAAGCCCAAUUGAAAUCGGAAGAUUUUCCGAUGACGAGCUGGAUUUUAAAGACAAAAAAACUUUUCCAGUAAUAAUAGAAAUGACCCCAGAGAGCGAAACAAUGCCUCAAAUCCUUACUUCUUAUUUCAAAAUAUGCAAAAGCGAAGACCAAUACUCAUUGACUUGUUUAAGACAAAAAAUAUCAAUUAAUGGAGUUAUACAUGAGCUCAAAGAUUUAUAUGGUUAUAAAUCAGAAGGACUAGAAUGCUCAAUUUGUUUGACCGAAAAGAAAGAAAUGGUAGUUUUGCCAUGCAACCAUGCCUGCUUGUGCGCUGCCUGUGCAGAGCAUUUGAAAGCAGAUGCUAAAAAGCUUUGUCCUAUAUGUAGAGGCCCAAUCCGACAAAUUUUAAAGCUUUCUGAAGUAUCUGCGUAG